AUGGCGAAAGACAAGUCCCUCAACCCCGUCGCCGCGCAGCACAAGGCCGACAAGGCGCGCGCGCUGAAGAAGAACAAGGCCAACGUAGCCGCGCAGCGCAACGAGCGCCUGUCCAAACGCAACCCGGAGCGGCUGCAGCGGCAGAUCGACGAGCUCAAGCAGGUCGAAGAACGCGGCGGGUCCCUGCGGCCCCGGGACCGCGAGACGCUGAACAACCUGGAAAAAGAGGUGCGGGCGAUCCGCAAGGCGCGCGAGGCGCUGGGUGACCGGGCUCCGACGUUUGGUGGAGGCGGCAGGGGAGGACGGGGAGGCAGAGAGGGUGGCGGUGGCGGCAGGGGUCGAGGCGUGCUGGGGAAGAGGAGGAGGGACGGUGGGAGGGGAGGAGACGAGGAUGGUAGUGAGAGCAGCGAGACGGAUGAGGAUGUGAGGGAUAUACCCAUGCCGCGCGACACGCCGCCGCCGAUCCCGCGGAAGCCGAGAAGGGGCGCGCCGCAGGACGAGGCGCUGGCGAGGGAUGGACCGCACCCGCUGCCUUCGAAGCCUGGGUCCAGCGCGGCGGCUGCGCCGGCAGUUGAAGCGAAGACCGUGUACAGCGCUGCUCCUGUGCAUCGUGACCUGCGUAAGGAGGCCACACAGCGCUUCGUCCCAGCGGCUGUGGCUCAGAAGCUUGCGGCGGCUAAGGGGCAGACUCCGGGGAAGCUGCUUGAACCCGAGGAGCUGGAUAAGCUCGAGAAACAGGGCUACGGACAGAAGAAGGCUGCGAUUGCUCAGGAGGGAAUGGAGGACGCUGAACAAGCAGCCGAAGCGGCUACGGCGGAGGCAGAGUACAGGAUGAUGAAUGCGGCUGUGGAAGCUGGAGAAGACGUGGAUAUCGACGAGGAAGCAGCGAGAUUCGAGCGGGAAUUGAGACAAGUGGAAAUGGAGGAGGUAGAGGAUGAGGCAUUUGCGGGCUAG
Molecule: messenger RNA, 954 nt
Organism: Lasiodiplodia theobromae
Lineage: Eukaryota; Fungi; Ascomycota; Dothideomycetes; Botryosphaeriales; Botryosphaeriaceae
Product: WW domain binding protein 11
Exons: 1
Coding region: 1-954 (317 amino acids)
Biological process (GO): RNA processing
Source: RefSeq, a predicted model, not a curated record